This is a messenger RNA of Maudiozyma saulgeensis, 4455 nucleotides long. NCBI's taxonomy places the organism in Eukaryota, Fungi, Ascomycota, Saccharomycetes, Saccharomycetales, Saccharomycetaceae. The record is from the annotation of a GenBank genome assembly.
AUGGACCCUAGGGAAGUUACAGAUGAAACACUAAGAGAACAUCAUGUCCCUAGGUUGGAUGUUGGUUGGUUUGCAAGCUCAAAAGAAUGUAUGCUACCAAUUCAACAACAACAAAAUAAUAAUAUUAGCGCUACGGUGCCUGAAUUACAUACUGCUUCUAAUACUACCGUCGACAUUAGACAAUCUAAUGCACCUAGGCGUAAUUCAGUGGCUGGUAUGAUGAGAGAAUUUACACCUCCUGAGAACACAGUAGGGGUAGUUGAAGAUGAUCAAAAAUUUAGACCAAAUAUUGAACAAUCUAAUAGAAUUCAACAACCUCAAUUAAGAAGAACAAAAUCAAUAUCGGAACAAACAGCUUAUUCAAAAGCAAAACAACAAAGACAACAACAACAACAACAAGAAGAUGGAAAUGGAGGAUCUCCAAAAAAAAUGGGGUUUUUCAAAUCUUUAUUUGGUCGUAAAAGACAAGAACAAAAAACCUCCGGUAUAUCAACUUCAGAAAGAAAAAAUACAAAAUCACCAACAAGAAGAUCACGUAGAAAUUCAAUGGCUCCCGAAGAAGAUAUUGAACAAUCUACAAAUAUAACAUCUCCCGUAACAAGAAAUAGUCAUCAUUCUUUAACUAGAGCUAAAACAGAAUCUGAUUUAAAAGAUAUGAAUAGUAAAGGAGAUACAUCAUCACAUCAUCAUCACCAUCAUCAUACACAUUUGCAUUCACAUUCAAUUUCUCAUAAAGAUAAUUUAACAAAUGAUACUAAUAUUGAAACAGAUGAUAGUAUUGCUAACCAAAGUAACGAAAAUGAAAAUGAGAACGAAAUCAAUGACGAUGAUGUUUUAGCAUCUGCAUGCGAUUCAAUUGAUGAUUCUGUAUCAGAAUUAGAUGAAGAUAACAAACGACUUCUUGAAUUUUUAAAAUAUUAUAAAUCGAAAGGUUAUGCAGUAAGUGCAUUUAAACAAUCAAAUUCUCGCCAACUACAUCAUGCUAGAACAAAAGCAACUUUUACAAUGAAUGAAGAAAACAAUCAAAAGAAGCCUUUAAAAUUAAAUUAUGAUGCAAGAGGUAGACCAAUUCCACCACAUCCUCAAAAAUCUUCAUGGCCUUCUGCAUUUCUUAAUAAGACCUCUUCAUAUGGAGAAUGUGGCUUAGCAUCAAUGGAUUCGCAAUCACAAUUAACAUCUUCAUUAAAUAAUAAUGGAACAACAGGUUCAACAUCUAAUAAAUUCGGUGCUUUUUUGAAAAGAGUUACAUCUCAUGGUGCUAAUGCAAAUACUGCAUCUGAUGGCAGUUUAGAUAAAUCAACUUCAACAAUUUCAUCAUCAAAUUUACAAGAACGUCAUAAAUUUGAUCCUGCUAAUUUUGAAGUCUUACCAGGCUUAGAAGAUUUAAAACCAUUAAAACAUGUAUCCUUUUCUACAAAUACUUAUUUUAACGAUCCACCACAACAAAUUUGUAGUAAAAAUCCAAGAAAGGGUGAAGUGGAAGUUAAACCAAAUGGCUCAGUUGUUAUUCAUAGAUUAACACCUCAGGAAAGACGUAAAAUUCUUCAAGAAUCAACAGCUGGUAUUGUAGUUGGUGGUACAGGACAAUUAAAAUUAUUAGUACCACAAGAUGAUAAUAACAAUAAUAAUGAUAAUGAUAAUGAUAAUGGUGACUCUACAAACCAAAGACAAUCAAAUUUAGAUGUAAAGAAACUAGAGGAAAAAGUACCAGAAAAUAUAUUAUCUGGUGGAUCUACAUCAGAUUCAACUAAAGACAAUACUAAUGAUAAUAAUGAUGAUGAUGAAGAAGAAGAAACCGCUAAUGAAGUCCAGUCAACUCACAUCAGAAAUAUGGAAUUGGCCGCAGCCGAGGCAGCAGCCGAGGCAAGAGCAAAGGAAACUCCUAAUGAUUUAAGAAGAACUGUAACUAAUCACGAAGAAGAAGUUUGUGUGAGUAAGAGUGCUUCACACCUUACAAUUGAUAAACCUAUGGUGAGUAGAAGAUCACUAACAAAUUUAACUUCUUCCAAUUCAAAUACAUCGUUACAAUCAGCUGGAUCUGAAGAAAUUGAUGAAGCUGUAUUCCCUCCAAAGGAUUUAAAAAUCCCGCAUGAUGUUGUAUAUACUAGAUGUUGUCAUUUAAGAGAGAUCUUACCAAUCCCUGCAACAAUGAAACAAUUAACCCCAGGUUCAACAGAUCCUAUUCCACUAUUACAAUUACGUAAUCCAAGACCUUCAAUGGUAGAAGUUUGGUCAUUUAGUGACUUUAUUAGUAUUGCCCCUAUACUAUGUUUAUCCUUAGAUGGUGUUCAUUUAACAGUAGAAAUGUUAAGAAUCAUAUUAGGAUCAUUGUCUCGUAAGAAAAAUUUUGAAAAAUUAUCAUUACGUAAUACACCUUUAGAUGAAGAAGGUUGGAAAGUUUUAUGUUAUUUCGUUUCACAUAGUGAAUCGCUUGUUUCAUUAGAUUUAACAAUGGUAUCACAUAUUAAAGUUAAUGUUCAAAAGCCUUCUAAAUCCUCUCUAAAGAGUACUUUACAUAGAAUGGACUAUAAUAAGGAUAGUAGAUCUGAGAUGAAUUGGAAUCUAUUAGCUGGUGCUCUUGCAGUAAAAGGUGGAAUAGAAGAAUUGAUUUUGUCAGGUGCUAAAAUGUCAUUAAAACAAUUUAAAAAUUUUAUCGAAAUCGGUGCAAUGAAAUCAUCUAGAUUAGGUUUAGCAUAUAACCAACUUUCUUUGGAACAAUGUCAAAUUUUGGCUAAGUGGAUUGUUCAUUCUAGAGUCACUGGUUUGGAUAUUGGAUUUAAUGACUUAAGAGGUAAGAUACAACCAUUUUCUGACGCAAUGUUUGAUAAAAUUCAUGCUAUGAAACAUAAAAAUUUAGUGAAAUUUAUUUCUUUGAAUAACACAAAUUUACAAGUCGAAGAAGGUGCCACUAGUGAAACAAACGAAUUCUUAAAAUUAUUAAGUAUUCUAUGUUUCUCAAAAAGUAUGAAAUUUCUUGAUUUAUCCAAUAAUCCAAAAAUAUUCCCCGCAUGCAUGCAUACUUUACUAGAUUGUCUACCAUCCUUUGUGGGUCUUGCACGUUUACACUUAAAUUACAAUGAUCUAACAUCAACAGAGAUUGUAACCAUUGCCGAAACUUUACCACUUUGUACCUCUUUACAUCAUCUAUCAAUGGUCGGUACACCUUUAGAUUUAGCUAGCUCCAAGGCCCUUGCUGAAGCUGUUAAAAAGAGUACUUCUUUGAUCACGUUGGAUCUAGAUUAUGUAUACAUGCCAGAAAAGAUCAAAGAUGAAAUUUCUUUAUAUAGUAUGAGAAACAUUCAAAGUGAGUUAACCAAUCCAAACAAUUCGAAGGAUAAGAAUGAAAAUAUCGAUAAAAUUGCCAAAUCCUCUAAUGAGAACUCCCAAUUACAAAGUAUCAGAGACGAAUUUACAACUUUAUUGACAGAGACAUUCGAUGAGUCAAACAAGGAUGAAUACAAUGCUACGGUAGAGAAAUUUAUUGUUAAGGUUUCAAAAGGAAGAAGGAAAAUUAGAAGAGUUGUUCAAGAUCUAUUUGAUUUAAGAAUUCAAGGUGAGUUGAAUAUUGAAGGUAAGGAAGCUUUGAUAAGAUUGUGUAUCAUAGAUGCUAGUUUGGAAAAAAGUAUAAGAUUACUGAGACAGAGACACAGCAAAACCAUUCAAGGAAAUACUACUACUAGCUCUAGGAAUGGCACCCUUGAUGAUCUAACUCAAAUAAAUUCGUCGGAAUCUCAAUUAGGUAAAAAUGAAAACCGUUCAGAUGCAAUUAUUAUGUCCUCGGCAUUUACCAAAGCGGGUCAUAGUGUUUUAUUACCUUUUGGUAGUAUUAAACCUGAAAAUUCCACUAAUAAGGCAGACGAAAUGGUAGAGUUCAGAGAUGAUGAUGCACCAAUGAAAAGAUUGGUUGAACCGGAAAUCAUAAGAAGAGAGAAUACUGACAUGGGUAGUGAUCAAGCAGAAGAAUCUGAAGAUGACAACCAAUCUGCAGAAAUGGAAUCUAUUAAUAGUGAUAAACGUAAAUUUAGUGAAUCGUAUAGAGAUAAGAUUUGCAAAGCUGCUGAGACAUCCAAUAGUGACCAGAUCAAGGAUAUGCUAUUGAAGAAUAAUGUCUCAGAUGUGUUGAAUGUCAUUGAUGAAUUACACAAUCAAGGGUUUCAUUUCCAUCACAUUUUCAAGAAGCAGGAUUGUAAAAAAAUAAAUGAAUCACAAAAUGAUUCUAGCGAAGAUAGUAAGACUAUACUACCUCCUUCUUUGGUUAUUGCUUCUAAUGAAGCUGAGGCACAUAAGGAAAAGAUUGGUGAUACUUUACCAAAGAAUGCUAAAGAGAUCGCUGAUUACACAAACAACCAAGAGGAAGAAGCAAUGAAUCACGCAUAUGACCAAGUUCUAGAUAAUCUAGUAAAAAUUAGAGUUUCAAAUAAAAACCUCGCAGACUCUCCAGAUAACAUCAAAUAA